Messenger RNA from Phragmites australis (common reed), 700 nucleotides. Its product is annotated as NADH dehydrogenase [ubiquinone] 1 alpha subcomplex subunit 8-B-like. The transcript has 2 exons. Gene Ontology annotation, biological process: mitochondrial electron transport, NADH to ubiquinone. The coding region runs from base 122 to 454 and encodes 110 amino acids. Lineage: Eukaryota; Viridiplantae; Streptophyta; Magnoliopsida; Poales; Poaceae. The record is from RefSeq and is a predicted model, not a curated record.
GUGGCAGAGUCCCCUCUCCUCUCCAUCUCCUCCCCUUCUCAUCUGGGUCUAGCCUUCCUCCCCCACCUCCUACCCCAGAUCUCCAAGGGCAGGAACUUCCGACCCUCCUACGCCCGCAGCCAUGUCGGCAAGCAGCACGCCGGUGGACGCCUCGGGGGAGCCGAUACCGACGUCGUCGGUGCUGAUGGCGGCGUCCAAGCACAUCGCAGUCCGGUGCCGCCCAGAGAACGUCGCCUUCCUCAACUGCAAGAAGAAGGACCCCAACCCGGAGAAGUGCCUCGAGAAGGGCCGCCAGGUCACGCGCUGCGUCCUCAGCCUGUUGAAAGAACUUCACCAAAAGUGCCCCAAGGAGAUGGAUGCCUAUGCCGGUUGCAUGUAUUACUACACCAACGAAUUUGAUUUCUGUCGUAAGGAGCAGCAAGCUUUUGAGGAAGCCUGCUCCGUAUCUGAGUAGAUCCUUCAGAGUUUUACUUCCAGUGAUCUUCACAAAUAAGGGGAAAACGCCGACAAACCAUCAUGAUCUCCCAUGUUUGUUGCCCUCAUGGAUUUUUUAUGGGUGAACAGCACGGCCCUGAGCUAUUCACCCCACUAGUCUUUCUCCCUCAAGAUUUUCACCAAUCAACAGAACUGUUUGAGUUGGAUGCCAAACUUGAAUUGACUCAGCCGUAGGCUCUAAGAUGAUGAUGAUGACUUUUCUCUC